This is a messenger RNA of Ramularia collo-cygni, 1704 nucleotides long. RefSeq lists its product as uncharacterized. Bases 1 to 1704 code for a protein of 567 amino acids. NCBI's taxonomy places the organism in Eukaryota, Fungi, Ascomycota, Dothideomycetes, Mycosphaerellales, Mycosphaerellaceae. The transcript has a single exon. The record is from RefSeq and is a predicted model, not a curated record.
AUGGCGGAUGAGCACGGUCGCCGACGCAAGAAAUUGAGAAUGCAAUUUACGCGUCCAUUCAAACAUGAUUCUCUGUUGCCGCCCUGUAUCGGGGAUCAACACAGAGAGUCUAAGCCGCCUUUCUUCCAGAAGCGCAGAUGGAACCCGCAGCGCCUGUUUCUUCCGGGAUCUUCGAAGUAUCCUUCUCGGUUCACAUUCCUACCGCACGAUGGAGGUCCCUCCGAGCGCCUUUGGAACAAGCCCUUCUGGCCCUCGACACCCCGGCGAUUGGAGGUGGAGGUAGUGCAACAGCACAAUAAGAUCCUGUUUGACGAUGGGGUGCACGAGCCCUUCUCUAUUGAUACGAGAUUCACAUUCCUCUCUAAGAUCUGGCAAUCCCAAGAGCGCAAGAAGAAUCCCUCCCGUCUGCUCAGCUUGCCGCCUGAGCUCCUAUGCCAUAUAUUCUCCUACCUCGCCGAAGAUCUGGAGGUGGCAGUUCACGAAGCAGGUGUUGACGCGAGUGGGUGGCACCGUCCCUUCUCGGUUGUACUAUCCAACCCGCGCGCCUGGCAAGACUUGAUGGCCAAGAGACGGGUCUCGAAGAGAGUCAGAGAACACGUGCAGGACGCGCAACAAUGGGCCGCCUGGCAGAAAGAUAGACAGAUCGUUAUCGAUAUCCGCAAGGCAGCAGUUGAGGAACUGCCCGAGGAUAUCGAUGCAUAUUCAUUGCGACUCCCACCUGCUCCCGCGAGUCGUUAUCCCAUUCCCCCCAGGAUUUUGGCAAUGUUCCGGUCCCUUCGAUUUUGUCUUCCCGUCUCGGUCGAAUCUCCGGAUGAACAUAUCCAGGUCAAACUUUUCAAUUUCACAUUCGAAAAGUCGACCGAAGCAAUCAUUUACGAGCUCGCCGAAAUCAGGCAAUCAAGCUUUUGGACAGACACCGGGCUCACCUACUGCCGUGACGCUAUUCCUCUCGCCGUCACUUUUGAUGAGGUCGAGGCAAACUUCAGAUCAGAACUCACAGCAAGGGCCCUCAGCUUGAAUACCUCGGCGGCUUCUCUAUAUCAACUGGUCAUGGUGCUUGGCGUGAAUGCACUGAUGGAUCCUGAUAAAUGGCCGAAUUACGCGCCGCUAGCGACUUGGUGGACUCUGCGACAAGUUCUGCCUACAUGCGAUCCGCGCAAAAGAAUUCCCGAAUUGAACGGCAUGCCUUUCAAGCUUGGUUGGCAUGGAGCCCCACCGACCCACAAGCCGAAGACUGUGGGAGAUGGAGAGAGCUUCAUGGUAAAGUGGAGGCCCUGUGCGGAGCUGAUCAAGGCUCGUCGAUGGGAGGAGCCAAAGAUCAUCAAAUUGGGCUGGCGCGGCUCCCGCAUCCUCGCUGACGCUAGACGUCAAGACCAAGAACUCGAAGGUGACGAGGUCUCCCAGCUCGCGAACUGGCUCGAAAACCUUGAAGUGCCAAGCGAACGCGAGUUGAUCGACAAGGAACUACAAAUGACCUUCGAAAUAGUAGUUGAAUGUCUCCAAGAGAUGUCUAGAGCAAACGAAGAGAACUUGUCCGAUGCCACUACUGCGCGAGCGAGCCCUGUUAUGAGCUACUCCAACAUUACACAGCUCAUGCACGUCGACCUCAACGUAGUCGGAUGUUCGUAUACCAAAGAGCAGGUGCAGAGAUAUGUCGACCGUUUAUGGGGAGCGCAGAGAUCUCUCAAACUCUGGAGGCCUUGA